Molecule: messenger RNA, 4518 nt
Organism: Synchiropus splendidus (mandarinfish)
Lineage: Eukaryota; Metazoa; Chordata; Actinopteri; Syngnathiformes; Callionymidae
Product: delta-like protein 4
Exons: 11
Coding region: 157-2193 (678 amino acids)
Biological process (GO): Notch signaling pathway; establishment or maintenance of epithelial cell apical/basal polarity; multicellular organism development
Cellular component (GO): protein-containing complex; plasma membrane
Molecular function (GO): calcium ion binding
Source: RefSeq, a predicted model, not a curated record
UUGACGUUAAUGAUACUUGUCUAACUGGAUCUCUUCCCAUUUGUCUGGAUACUGGAUCGCUUUUUUGGAAGGAUUUUACGCGUCCUGGUUUGGAUUUGGAUCGUUCUGCGGGAGGACACCUUAGUUUCUACGGAUACGCACAUUGAAUUCUAAAGGAUGGCCGUUUGCUUCUCGUCCAUCCUCGCAAUAGUUUUGUCGUUUUUUUCUCAGGUUCUGGGCUCAGGUGUGUUCGAGAUAGAUCUGCAUCACUUUCACAAUUCUAGAGGUUUGCUGGCCAGCGGGCAGAGGUGCGGCAUGACGGGCUGCAGGACCUAUUUCAGGGUUUGUUUGAAGAACUUCCAGACGGUGGUGUCGCCGGGCAAGUGCUUGUUCGGAACCGCCGCCACACCUGUUCUGGGCAGCGACUCUUUCAGCAUCCAGGAAGACGCGCGCCUGCGUCUGCCGCUCAACUUCACCUGGCCGGGGGCCUUCUCUCUGGUCAUUGAGGCCUGGCAUUCUCCUGCAGCUGGAGAUACCAACGACCCGGAGUUAUUGAUAAGCUCUUUUGCCAUACAAAGGAAGUUGGCAAUUGGCAGCGAGUGGAUCCACGAGGCGCAACGGGAGGCGCAGACGGAGCUGAGGUACUCAUACCGGUUCAUCUGCAAGGAGAACUACUACGGCGACACUUGCUCCAAAAUCUGCGUGAACAGAGACGACCGCUUCGGCCACUACACCUGCAAACCCGACGGCCAGAUCUCCUGUCGGGCUGGAUGGAAGGGAGACUACUGCCAAGAACCGAUCUGCCUCGAAGGCUGCAACCAAAACAACGGUAACUGCACAUCACCAGGAGAGUGCAGAUGCAGAAAAGGUUGGCAGGGAGUCUUUUGUGACGUCUGCAAAGUGCACCCUUCCUGCAAACAUGGUACCUGUUCCGAACCGUGGCAGUGCAACUGCUCAAAAGGCUGGGGAGGGAUAUUCUGCGACCAAGAUCUGAACUACUGCACCCACCACCGACCCUGCGCCAACGGUGCCACCUGCAUGAACACAGGCCAGGGCAGCUACACCUGCGCCUGCCAGCCGGGUUUCACCGGGGUCAACUGCGACCUGGAGGUCAGGCGGUGUGACAGCCAGCCCUGUCACAACGGCGGCCGCUGCCUGGAAACAGAAACCGGCUACAGGUGUGAGUGCCCGCAAGGCUUCGAGGGGACACACUGCGAAGGCAUGUCCCUGGUGUGCUCAGCUUCUACUUGCUUCCACGGGGGAAGGUGUAAAGAGAGAGAGGACGGACACAGCUACAUCUGUGAGUGUCCGCCGGGCUACACUGGACUCAACUGCGAGAAGAAAUUGGACAAAUGUACCUCACUGAAAUGCACCAAUGGUGGACAUUGUGUGAUUCAGGGCAACCAGCACCUGUGCAGCUGCCGCUCUGGCUUCUCCGGGCUCCGCUGUGAGAUCAACAUCAACGAGUGUGCGCAGAACCCCUGUGCGAAUGGAUCCACUUGCAUCGAUGGCAUCAAUGAGUACACCUGCGCCUGCGCCCCGGGGUUCAGAGGUCACCACUGUGACCAGCCGACAGACCGCUGUGCCUCCUGGACCUGCCUCAACGGAGGGACCUGCAUGGUGGGAGCCAGAGGCCGACCCUGGUGUUCCUGCACCGCCCAGUUCAACGGGUCCCAUUGCCAGUCUUCCGUCACCACCCUGAGCCCAAACACGAGUUGGAACUCCAGCGAGAGCUUCACUGCCGUCAGCUUCGGCGUGGGCUUCAUGGCUGUCCUUCUCCUGGUCUGCAUCGUCGCCAUGGUCUUAUGGCGGGUCAGAAAUGGCAGAAGCGCUGAGCCGGACUCGGAAAACAUGAACAACCAGUCCAAGGCCGACUUCCAGAAGGAGAACCUCAUUUCUACUCUUGAACUAAAGAACACCAAUAAGAAGGUGGAGCUAGAAACAGACAGUGUCAAAGAAAAGUCCAAUCAGAAACAUAUCAAUCAGUUCCAGCACACGGACUUCAAAAGCUCGCCGGGGUACAAGGAGAAACGCCACCUCCUGGACAAAGAGGAAAACUGUGAAAAGAUAGAGCAUAAAAACCAUUUGAGUGAUUUGUACAGAGACAGACAGUGUCAGAUAUCCACGAUAUGUCCUCCUCGAGACUCAAUCUACCAGUCCGUGUUUGUAGUAGCCGAGGAGAAGAACGAAUGCAUCAUCGCAACGGAGGUGUAACUCAUGGAAGACGUUCACUGGACUUGUUUGUGGACUGUUUACAGGCCAGGAGAGACUGGGGUUGGUUUGAAGUUGCUGCUCUCGACUGUACGUUUUCAUGAUCUCUGGCCCGAGCCGCAGAAGUGAAGCUAGCAAUAGUUGGUAGAAUGCAAAGACCGCAAUCACUAGGAAAUGAAGAGAGAAAACAGACUCAAUGAUGCGGCGCUGAUGAUUUAGACUUGAGUGGACGGCGCGACCGUUGGAGCCCACUCCACAAUCAGCAACAUUCAGCGUCUGAAGUAGCCUUUCGCAAUUACGGGUGGCGGCAUUUCCCUGGCCACGGUGAGCUGUUUUGGCUGGGAGGAUGAAAGGUGGGACCUCAGAAGAAAGACAUGGACGUUCCUGGACCAGGUGGAAGCAAGGCAUCAACAGAGAGGCGUUUUUUGUUGUCUUGUCUCUCUUAAAGGCCUUGGAAAGGGGAGGCGUGAGACCCAAGGAGACACAAACCUCCCAGUUGUGGCCGUCUUGGUGGAGUCACCAUUCAGUCUGGUUCCUUGAAACGGUGCCGUCUACCAUCAUGUCAUACCAGGGUUGAGUGAGACCAGUGAAAAGAGUCCGAGCCCAGAGCGUACAAGCCAUUAAACGUAAAGACCUAUUUCAUCAUCAUCAAAACUCAAUGGCUGGCACUUGGAAAUACUCCGCACUGAAAAAUCUUCAUGGAAACACCUGAAAAAAUAUAAAAACUAUUGAAAUAUCAUUGGAACGUGCUGCCGAGGCGUGUCCCAGUCCAGGUCGAGCGCUGCUCUUGUGGUGAGCAACCAGAACGUGUCAAGAGAAUUAAUGAACUGUGUAAUCUGCCCUGCAAAAACAGAACAUGACACUGGUGAACUCUGCUAUUCAACCUUCUUUAACAAUCGUUUGUAUUUUGCAAAAAAAGUGUGAUGGCAAACAGGGUUUUAAUGGGAAGCAUUACAUUCAUGACUCCAAAAACAAGGCCUUCAUAAGCAUUAAAAUGUCUAAAAUCCAAAUUUCAGUAGUCUUAAAAGUGCAAACAUUGAAUUUAUUAUUCAUGUGAGCAAGUUUUUUAUGUGUUUAUGUUUCGAAUUCCAAAAUAUGGCAACAUUGAUGUACUACGUCUUGAGGCAGCAUCGCAUGAUCACAACAGCGGAACACACCAAACAGUGAUAUGUUAGUGCCCGAGACUCUCAGAGCAGAUGCUCGUGCUGGUUCUUCUGAUAAGGACGUUUGUUUUGGACCACAUGGGGAGGGGGAAAGAGUUGACCUUGAGUUGGUCUUCAAUUCAGCUUUAAAUGGCAGUGAAAAGUCUUGUAGCGGUGGGAGCCCUGGAAAACCAGCACUGACGCAAGGGGACAAACGCCAAGUCGCUGGCUCAACAAAUGUCGGUUAAACUGUCUAAAACUGAGAAAACAAGAAGCUCAUUUUAGUCUUUUAUAGUACAGACCCGCAUCGGCAUCUCCAUCUCUCAGCUGAGAUCCACUUUGGGAGUUUCCUGAGCCAUUUCAAGCUCUUGCUGUCCACACAAACCUGAGUUUGACACGUUUGUAACGGUUUGCUGAGUCCACUUUCUUGAAGAUUUUUCCAAUCUCCACUCAGUCGUUCCACUUCAUCCACGUGUCUCACAAUAGGAUCUGGUCAUCCACACUAUCCACACUUGGACCAGGAACCCUGUGGCUCGACAAUCGGUUGCAUCUUCCCCCGCAGCACCGUCCGGUGGAGCUGCGCCCAGAUUAUUUAAAGGAGAUUAACUGUGUGAAUCAGAAUGUAUCACGGAGCCUUAUGUCCGAACCCCGUGGAACAAUCGAAAAUGCGGCCUUGUUUCGAUCGUAUGCAAAAUGAAGAAAGAGAAACGUGACUAUCACACCGAGGACGCCUUUGACGGAAGUGACUGAACCUGUUAGGAUUUCUUUGUAGAUUCAUGAGUAAUUUAAGUAAGAUGUGGCACUGAACUUUUUAUGUUUUAUAUUAUAUUAUUUUGUACAUACUGUAUAUUUAUAAGAUCAAAUUUGCCAUUAAGUUGACGCCCCCCCUCCACUCUCUGACGCAAAAAGAAAUUAUUUUUUUGUUGUUUUUUUUUUGUUAUUAAAACCUGAAUACAUUUCUGGUACAUUUGUCUGUGGUUGAGUCUCAGCUUUGUAGCGUUCAGCGGAGCUUAAAAAGUCAGUUCGACAGCAUCAAACAGGCAUAUUUAAGCACAGAUUUGUACGUGGGAAUGGUGUGUAAAUAGCAGUAGAGCUGAUAUUAAUUUAUUUGUUGUUGCCUUGGAAGAUGCUCUUUCCUGCAGGAAAUAUUUGAAUUGCCAAGUAAAGUUUCAUCAUUUAAUGGUUA